Triplophysa rosa is the source of this 1174-nucleotide messenger RNA. RefSeq names its product proteasome 20S subunit beta 2 (gene psmb2). Gene Ontology annotation, biological process: proteasomal protein catabolic process. The transcript has 6 exons. Bases 121 to 720 code for a protein of 199 amino acids. Gene Ontology annotation, molecular function: peptidase activity. Gene Ontology annotation, cellular component: nucleus; proteasome core complex; cytosol. The record is from RefSeq and is a predicted model, not a curated record. Lineage: Eukaryota; Metazoa; Chordata; Actinopteri; Cypriniformes; Nemacheilidae.
UGAACAGUGCGCCACCGGUGACUGCUUUCAUCUUUUGCUGUGUAAUAUCUGAUUGAGUUGCACUACCAGUCCAUUACCGAAGAACAGUGUGGUUAGUUUACUGUUAAUUCAGUUCACGGCAUGGAAUACCUGAUUGGGAUACAAGGGCCGGACUUUGUCUUGGUCGCAGCAGAUAAUGUAGCAGCCAGUAGUAUAAUACAGAUGAAACACGAUUAUGACAAGAUGUUCAAGCUCAGUGAGAAGAUCUUGCUCCUGUGUGUGGGUGAAGCUGGAGACACAGUACAGUUUGCAGAAUACAUUCAGAAAAAUGUCCAGCUUUAUAAAAUGAGAAAUGGAUAUGAGCUAAGUCCAUCAGCAGCUGCAAACUUCACAAGGAAAAACCUUGCAGACUAUCUGCGCAGUCGGACUCCAUAUCAUGUGAACCUGCUCUUAGCAGGAUAUGAUGAAACUGAUGGUCCCGGCCUGUACUACAUGGACUACCUGUCAGCACUUGCCAAAGCCCCUUUUGCUGCACAUGGAUACGGUGCUUUCCUCACCCUCUCCAUCCUGGACCGAUACUACAGACCAGAUCUGACCCGUGAGGAGGCCGUGGAUCUGCUGAAGAAGUGUAUAGAAGAGCUCAACAAACGUUUCAUCCUGAACCUGCAUUCUUUCACUGUCCGUUUGAUUGACAAGGACGGCAUUCAUGACAUGGAGAAGCUUUCCGCAGACCCCAAAUGAGCAACUACUGUUAUUCCCCUCUGGUCACACUCUUUUAUAUUGCAAAUGUAACCCUCUGUGCUCUAAUAAAACAAAAAUUCCUGUUAGAUAAACAAUCUUAUUUUGGCUUUAUUAAUGAAUUAAGGCAUAUUUACAUUCAAAUGUAUAUCUCAGAUUUAAUCGGGUAGUUGUGUCAUAUAGUGUGACCAAAAUUUAGAAAACAAACCUUUAAUAAUAUAAUAUUUAUAUUAUGAAUGUUUAUUUUUUACAUAUUAAACAGCAUAAGAGAGAUAUAUCUUCAUUGUUAGUUAUGUCAUACCAAAGGACACGUGUAUAAUAUAUAAUAUAUCAACUACCCAAUCACUUCCUGCACUUUGUUACACAAAAACACACUCAAAAGUUUGUCAGGUCUAUUUGUGUCAUGCUGCAAAGUUGGCAAAAAGGGAUUUAAAAAAAGAGACGUGCGCUUCUGCUA